CGAAUGGUGACAUUGAAUCGGGCGGCUGCGUGAGAACAACAAUACCCAUCGCGAACUGAAGAGAGAGAGAGAGAGAGAGAGAGAAUUGGCGGGUGGAUGAUAGUAGGCGAUGAUGAGGUGGCUCUCUUGAGAGCGAUUCUGUCAAACACUAUCAUGCCGAUCGGCCUCCUACAGAAGAGGACAUUUCUGACGUGACUAACCAGCGAUCAAACGCGGGAUUGAACUACAGUAUCUUCACGCGCAUCCUUGUUUCGGCUUUUUGACAGGUUCAUCAUACCUGUACUUCCUCACUGUACCGAUAUGCAUCGCAUGCAAUCGUUUGCAGCUCGGCCAUUGAUCGCUGGGGCUCUUGAUCAAUACACCGCCUUGACGCUGACCGGGGUGAGACACAAAUCUCAUGGUCCGUCCGUAGAGAAGUACGGGCAGAAGCGCUUCAGCUCCGCCGAGGCGAAAGUGGCUGCUGGGCGUCUGACUGGUAAAAUAAGGGAGAAGACUCUGACUAUGAACACACUGAACCCGCAGGUGAAGGCUGUGGAGUACGCCGUGAGAGGACCCAUCGUCACCAAAGCUGGAGAAAUAGAGAGAUACUUAAAGGAGGGUGGCACAAAACCUUUCUCAGAGGUCAUCAAAGCCAAUAUUGGUGAUGCACACGCCAUGGGACAGCAACCAAUCACUUUCCUCAGACAGGUGGUGGCACUCUGCAUUUUCCCAGAGCUGAUGGACAGCCCCAGUUUCCCAGAGGAUGCGAAAUGGAGAGCACGGCGUAUCCUGCAGGGCUGCGGGGGACACAGUCUUGGGUCAUAUAGUACAAGCCCAGGCGUAGAGUACAUACGCAAAGAUAUUGCUGCUUACAUUGAACAAAGAGAUGAGGGAGUGCCUUCUAACUGGGAAAACAUUUACCUCACCACUGGAGCAAGUGAUGGCAUUAUGACUAUUCUGCGACUGCUGGUGUCUGGGAAAGGCUCUUCUCGGACUGGUGUAAUGAUCCCCAUCCCUCAGUACCCUCUCUACUCCGCUGCCAUCUCAGAGAUCAACUCCGUACAGAUCAACUACUACUUGGAUGAGGACAACUGCUGGGCUCUGGACAUCACUGAACUUCAUAGAGCCUAUCAGGCUGCCAAACAGCACUGCCAGCCACGAGUCAUUUGCAUCAUCAACCCUGGCAACCCUACUGGUCAGGUCCAGAGUAAAAAGUGCAUUGAAGAAGUCUUGCACUUUGCCUAUGAGGAGAAUCUCUUUGUUAUGUCAGAUGAGGUGUAUCAGGACAAUGUGUACGCUCCUGACUGUCAGUUUCACUCCUUCAAGAAGGUGCUAUAUGAGAUGGGUGCGGAGUACUUUAACAGUGUGGAGCUCGUCUCCUUCCAUUCCACCUCCAAAGGGUACACAGGAGAGUGUGGCUUCAGGGGUGGAUAUAUGGAGGUGGUCAACUUGGAUCCUGAAAUCAAGGUCCAGCUGGAGAAACUUUUAUCAGUGAGACUAUGUCCACCCUUGGCUGGACAGGUUGCAAUGGAUGUCAUUGUCAACCCUCCGCAACCAGAAGAGCCCUCGUUCAACCAAUUCCACCAGGAGAAAUCCGCUGUGCUGGGUGCUUUAGCAGAGAAAGCAAAGCUAACUGAGCAAAUCCUGAAUGCAGUUCCAGGAAUCAAAUGUAAUCCUGUCCAGGGGGCCAUGUACGCCUUCCCCCACAUCUUUAUCCCUCCUAAGGCAGUGGAGAAAGCCAAUGCCCUAGGAAUGCAGCCUGACAUGCUCUACUGCCUGAGGUUGCUGGAGGAGACAGGAAUCUGUGUCAUACCUGGUAGUGGCUUUGGGCAGAAAGAUGGCACAUACCAUUUCAGAAUGACAAUCCUACCACCUACAGAGAAGCUAAAGGUACUGCUUGGCAAAGUGCAAGAUUUCCAUAUCAAGUUCCUGAAAGAAUACUCUGCUCUGGAGCAGCUACAGAGAUGAGAUCUGCCCUGAUCUGGAAAGCAUAAGCUUGCCAGCUCCAGCACAUGGCUACUUAACACACUAACCCUUCAUUAAAACUGUAAAGAUAGUGGUAAAUAUCUUGCUGGGUUUUUAAUCUUCAUUUUAAAACUUGAUUUAAGGGAUUUAUAGAAACUACUGCCUUGUUUACUGAUACAUUUGGUCGAUCUGUUUUUGGGAGGUGUUUAUGUUACAUUUAAAUCAUCAAUUCUUAAACAGGGUGCACAAUCAACCUGAUCAGACACCCUUUAUCAUAAAUGAGAUUCAACAAAAAAUAUUUAAAAGUUUCCAAAUCCAGGACACUUUGGCUGUUAUUUGCACCAAAAUACAGCCCCUGAAAACAUAUUCCUGUCAUUUGUAUUUGCACAUUUAUGAAUUAUACAAAACUAUUUUGGCUGAUGCAAAUUUGCAUUUUUCACCUUUGCCAUUGUAUAUUUAAGAGGGGAAGGGGUUGUUUUGUGAAGGUACAUGUUAUAGUUCUGGACAGUUUACAAGGAGGGUAUUAUUUGAUUUUUUAUGUUGCCCUGACCAUAGUUGUACUCAUUGGCAUGCAAAGUACAUGCCAAACUUUUUAUUUAAAAUAAUAUUACAUUGUUUAAAUGAAAGAGAAGCUUCUGUUGAAGAUUGUGAAUAACAUGAUUUAUGGUGAACGCUGUAGAUGUUUGGCAGUAUGGCUUGUGGAUAACAUAAAAAGUCCAGGUUCUGGUGUAUAAUUAAUGUUUAUGCCUGUAUUUAUGACACUGCUUUAGCCAUGAAAGAAAUGUGAAAAUAAUCACUGCAGACCUCUUUGAAAGAAACCAGUUAAUUUCCUUUUUUUCUUUUCUUCAAUAUUUACAAUUUAAACGCAAGCCAUUAGGCCAGAUAUAUUUGUGUCAAAGUCUCCUCAUCUGUCAUUGCACUUUUAUAUCAAAGCCAUUAAUGGUGAAUGAAUAUUGUUAAUGCAGCACUGUUCUUUUAAGCUUAAUCAAGUGAUCAUCAUGUCACUUCAUGUGAGGUGCCUUCACUCAUGCCUGUGAGUUUUAAUGAAUUGAUUUCUUUUUCUCUAUGUGCAGUAACAUAGCUUGUAAAAAUGUAAAGAUUUUUCUAAAUAUAGUUUUUGUUUACAGGUUUUUGAGAACUGGCCCAGUGUUUACAAAAUGUAAAUACUAAUUGCAGUUGCACUAAUUAAAUUGGUUGCAUCUGUUCAAAGUUAAGUUUUGACCUUUUGUUUUUAAUAAAGAUGACACAA
Messenger RNA from Xyrauchen texanus (razorback sucker), 3193 nucleotides. It is a transcript of the gene gpt2, whose product is annotated as glutamic pyruvate transaminase (alanine aminotransferase) 2. The record is from RefSeq and is a predicted model, not a curated record. Lineage: Eukaryota; Metazoa; Chordata; Actinopteri; Cypriniformes; Catostomidae. Gene Ontology annotation, molecular function: pyridoxal phosphate binding; L-alanine:2-oxoglutarate transaminase activity. Bases 301 to 1947 code for a protein of 548 amino acids. The transcript has 11 exons. Gene Ontology annotation, biological process: biosynthetic process.